This is a messenger RNA of Microthlaspi erraticum, 495 nucleotides long. Lineage: Eukaryota; Viridiplantae; Streptophyta; Magnoliopsida; Brassicales; Brassicaceae. The record is from the annotation of a GenBank genome assembly.
AUGUCUACUCUGAGGAAGUCUGAGAGCGAGAGAUUGAGGGAGGAGAGGAGGACCAAGAAGAGGAAUGACCCCAUUAGUAGUGAGAGUGAGCAAGGAGAGUUUGAGAUUGGGGUGAACCUUGUUCAAGAGGAGGUGAUGGCUCUCCAAGUGAAGAAGAGGGUGAAGAGAACAUGCACUUGGCAAGUUCUUCUCUCACCGCAUGGAGUCUACAAGGAGCUCACUUGUGAGUUUUUGGCAUCGAUGAGGUAUCACCAGUAUGAUGAGCUCGAUCGAGCUGUGUUGGACCAAGGCUGGGGAUGGAUUAAUUUCUUGGCAAAGGGAGAAAGGAAGAUGCUUUCGUCUGGAGGUGGUUUCAUGUCAUUCGGACCAGCGGUUCAGAAGAUACGACGAUUUUGGUUGGACUCGACCCACCAGCUCGACCGGCCAGUUUCCAACUCGAUCGAGCUGCUUUUCCAGGAGUCAAAGUCAAACCCGAAAAAUGUUGCUUCCCUUUGA